Cucurbita pepo subsp. pepo (vegetable marrow) is the source of this 2379-nucleotide messenger RNA. Its product is annotated as zinc finger BED domain-containing protein DAYSLEEPER. Gene Ontology annotation, molecular function: DNA binding; protein dimerization activity. Lineage: Eukaryota; Viridiplantae; Streptophyta; Magnoliopsida; Cucurbitales; Cucurbitaceae. The record is from RefSeq and is a predicted model, not a curated record.
GUUUAAUCCUCUGUUUCCUUUGGUCCACUUUAGGGUUUAUGAAGCUCUGAACAUUGAACCGCAAAAGCCCAUUAGACUGCUUCGUCUUCGACAGACGUUGCGCCAACUUUUCAAACUCUCUGUAACUUCGUAUUUUUCUAACUUUUUCCAAGCCUGGAAGAACACAGCAAACGGAAGUUCUUUUCUGGUUUUCUGUGAUGGAGUUGCAUGACGGGGAAAUUGAUAGCCAAAUUCAUCAGUCUUGUGUUACAACUUCGAUGACACCGGAUCUUCCUUUAACACUUGUUGACAAGCCAAAUAAGCGUAGAAGGAAGAAAUCUAUUGUUUGGGAUUAUUUCACUGUUCAAACGGUUGAAGAUGGAUGUAUCAGAGCCUAUUGUAACCAGUGCAAUAAAUCUUUUGCUUACAUUACUGGUUCAAAGUUAGCAGGCACCAGCCAUUUAAAGCGUCACAUUGCUUUGGGAAUUUGCCCUGUAAGCCGUGAGCGAAAUCAGUCUAAUAGUUCUCCUACCACCUUCACUAAUGGGAAUGCUGCCAAUCCACCUAGAAAACGCUAUAGAGCAACUCCUACAUUUGUGAGUAUUCCCUUUGAUCAGAAUCGCUGUAACCAUGAUAUUGCCAUAAUGAUUAUUAUGCAUGAGUAUCCACUUGACAUGGUAGAGCAGGCGGGUUUUAUUGAUUUUGUCCGAAGCCUUCAACCCCAGUUCAACAUGAUGAGCUACGCCACAGUACAAGAAGAAUGUACAUCCAUAUACCUUAGAGAAAAAGAAAGCCUCUUGAAUUUUGUGUGUGGAAUUCCCAGUCGAAUAAGUUUAUCAUUAGAUGUUUGGAUUUCGAGUGACACCACUUGCUAUGUCUUCUUGAAAGGACAUUUCAUUGACAAUAAUUGGAACUCACAUUGUCUGAUGCUAAAUGUUGUUAGAAUACCCUCUCUUAAGGAUGAUGCUCUAAAUCUGGCUGUCCUCACUUGCAUAUCUAAUUGGCGAUUGGAUGGACGCGUCUUUGCCUUCACAGUUGAUCAGUCCUUUUUAAGCGAUACCCUUGCUAGGAAUUUUAGAACGUUCUUAGUUGCUAAUGACCCAAAUUUCCUUAAUGGUCAGUUAUUGUUAGGAAAUUGCUUACCUCAGGUUCUUUGUCAGCUUGCACAGAGUGCACUGUCGUCAAUGAGUGAAGUUGUAUGGAAGAUUCGUGAAAGCGUGAAGUAUGUGAAAACCUCCUUUGUCCGAGAGGAGAAGUUCCUUGAGUUGAAGGGCCAACUUCAAGUACCCUGUACUAAGGAGCUUUCAAUUGAUAAUCAAACCAAAUGGGACACAACGUUUCAUAUGUUGACAGUAGCCUGUGAGUUGAAAGAAGUCUUUUCGUACUUGGAAGAAUCUGAUCCUAGUAAUGAACUAAGUAUAUCAACAGAUGAUUGGAAGGUUGCAGAAACUCUUUGCACAUAUUUGAAGUACUUUUUCGAUGUGGCUAACAUCUUAACUUCACCCUGUUAUCCAACUGCAAAUGUGUUCUUCCCAGAAGUAUCAAAAAUUCAAACAGAGCUUACUAAUGCAAGCAUGAGCCAGGAUCCACUUGUUCGUGACAUGACAAAGCCUUUGAAAGAUCAGUUUGAUAAAUAUUGGAACGAUAGUUGCUUAGUUUUAGCAAUGGCAGUGGUGAUGGAUCCAAGGUACAAAUUGAAGCUUGUUAAAUUUAUCUUCUCCAAAGUGUUUGUUCAGAAUGAAGAGGAUUGGACCAGGAUUGUUGACUAUGGUCUCCGUGAUCUUUUCCUCCAGUACACCAUGGAAACACUUACUCUAUCAGAGUCCUUUGGAGAAGACGGGAAUAUCGAUAUCUCCAUAAAUGAGACACAUCAGGAAGAACAUCAGGGAGAAAUAUAUCUUACAACAGGUGAUGGGCUCUCAGAUUUUGAUGUAUAUAUUUCUGAGAUCUCUGAAAACGAGCAAACAAAAUCGGAGUUAGAUCGUUAUUUGGAGGAGGAGUUAUUUCCCAAAUCACAAGAGUUCGACGUUUUGAGUUGGUGGAGACUAAACAGAUAUCGGUAUCCUACGCUGUCGAAAAUGGCCUAUGAUAUAUUGUCCAUGCCUGUGUCGACCGUUCCUCAUGACUCAGUUUUCGACACUGAAAUCCAAAGAAUUGAUAGCUACCGAAGGUCAUUGCCACCGGCAAUACUUGAGGCCCUCAUUUGCACCAGAGAUUGGUUACGGUAUGGAUCAUUACUAUCCCCAUCCCCAUCUACUGAGAUGUCUGAUGCCAUUGUGAAAAGGGAGAUUUAGGUUCUUGGAGUUUAGAUUUAGAUUUUUUAUUUAGAUAAAUGAUUUUUUGGGAUUAACAGGAAUUGCGUAGCAUCCUUACUUUCUGAUUUACUUUCAUAUAUAUAAU